CGCCACCGGCCGCCCCCCGCCUUCAGCCGCCCCCCCGCCCCUCGCUGUGCCCGCAGGACUCGCUGGGACGGGGCCUCCGGACCUGCUACCGCUACCUCAACCAGACCAGCCGCAGCUUCGCCGCCGUCAUCCAGGCCCUGGACGGAGAGCUGCGACAUGCCGUCUGUAUAUUCUACCUGGUUCUUCGUGCCCUGGACACUAUAGAGGAUGACAUGUCCAUCAGCUUGGACGUGAAGGUCCCGAUGCUGCACGAGUUUCACUCCUAUCUCUACCAACCCGAGUGGAAAUACAUGGAGAGCAAGGAGAAGGACCGGCAGGUGCUGGAAGACUUCCCAACGAUCUCCAUGGAGUUCAGGAACCUGUCAAAGGUCUACCAGGAGGUGAUUUCAGAUAUUUGCCACAAGAUGGGUGUCGGGAUGGCGGAGUUCUUGGAGAAGAAGGUCGACUCUCAACACGAGUGGGAUAAGUAUUGUCACUACGUUGCUGGGCUGGUGGGGAUCGGCCUUUCCCGUCUCUUCUCUGCAUCAGAGCUAGAAGAUCCUAUCGUCGGGCAGGACACGGAGCUGGCCAACUCCAUGGGCCUCUUCCUGCAGAAAACCAACAUCAUCCGUGACUAUCUGGAGGACCAGCUGGAGGGAAGGGAGUUCUGGCCCAAAGAGGUUUGGAGCAGAUACGCAAAGAAGCUCUCGGAUCUUGCCAAACCAGAGAACAUCGAUAUGGCUGUCCAGUGUCUCAACGAGCUCAUCACCAACGCCCUCCACCACGUCCCUGAUGUCCUCACAUACUUAUCCCGCCUGAAAAACCAAAGCGUCUUCAACUUCUGUGCUAUCCCCCAGGUGAUGGCUAUUGCCACCUUGGCUGCCUGCUAUAACAACAAGCAGGUCUUCAGGGGUGUCGUGAAGAUCCGGAAGGGACAAGCCGUCACGCUGAUGAUGGAUGCCACCAACAUACAAGCUGUCAAAGCCAUCAUGUACCAGUAUGUGGAAGAGGUAGGUUGAGCAGCUUGCUCCAAG
This is a messenger RNA of Calidris pugnax (ruff), 1013 nucleotides long. RefSeq names its product farnesyl-diphosphate farnesyltransferase 1 (gene FDFT1). Gene Ontology annotation, molecular function: squalene synthase [NAD(P)H] activity. The transcript has 6 exons. The record is from RefSeq and is a predicted model, not a curated record. Lineage: Eukaryota; Metazoa; Chordata; Aves; Charadriiformes; Scolopacidae. The coding region runs from base 213 to 998 and encodes 261 amino acids. Gene Ontology annotation, biological process: farnesyl diphosphate metabolic process; cholesterol biosynthetic process. Gene Ontology annotation, cellular component: endoplasmic reticulum membrane.